This is a messenger RNA of Lontra canadensis (Northern American river otter), 1838 nucleotides long. RefSeq names its product coiled-coil domain containing 121 (gene CCDC121). The transcript is spliced from 2 exons. The coding region runs from base 14 to 1276 and encodes 420 amino acids. The record is from RefSeq and is a predicted model, not a curated record. Lineage: Eukaryota; Metazoa; Chordata; Mammalia; Carnivora; Mustelidae.
AGGGCGAGACAGGAUGGGGUCCCUAAGGGAGGGCACCCACGGGUCGAAAAAGAGAGUGCGUUUCUCUUUCGGCCCCCAAGGAACGGGACAACCGGCUGCUGGGGCUUAUUCGGCAGCCGACGAGGUUCAGCAGCUCAGGGAUGGACCGGCCGGGACUGGGGCGGAGUGCGACCCGGCGAGUUGCCGGGCAGCGUGGAGACCCAUGGCGUACGGCACGGAGAAGUUGCGAAAACUCCCCGCAAGGGGACGCCAUUUCCAAGUGUCGCGAGCCCCUGACACCCCCGCUCCCUCCUUAACAGUCUCCUUCAGUGAAUCAGGCCGUGACCUUGGAGAUGAACGCUUGGAUUCCUGGAGCAAGUUUGCUAAGGAUUCUAGGAGUUCCCCUCCACCGUAUCUUAGUUUAAUUAAUAAUUUUUUCAAGCCAGGGAAGCCAAAAAACUCAGAGAUGAGGUUUAAAGAAAAGGCAGUGGUGGAAAUAGCGAGGCUGGACAACCAAAUAAAACAAGCUCAAACCCAGCAAGAAUUACUAAUGGAGGAGACCAGGCAGCUCUACGCUGAAAAGUUCCUCGUCCAGAGUGAAAACAAAUUCUUUCUGGAAUACCUAACCAACAAAACUGAGGAGUAUAGAAAGCAGCCUGAAAAGCUGUGGAACAACUAUUUACAAAAAAGUGAGGAGAUUGAACAAAGGAGGCAAGAAUCAGUCUCCACGUAUGCGAAACAAACUUCAGCCUUUAAAAGGGAGCUCUUGCAGAAGGAAAAGCUCCAGUUCAAUUUAAAGCAGCAGUUGCAGGCACUGAGGAAUAUUUCACUCUUAAAAGAGAAACAGGAGAGAGAAAUGCAGAUGUUACAGGAGGAGAAAAAGAAAACCCAAGCUGAGACAGAGGCAAAGAAACAGGAACUCCAGGUCCAAUUACUCCAGGAAAAAGCAUUCCUGGAGAAACAACUCAGUGAGCCAGACAUGAGGCAGCUGGGAAACAGAAAAAGAAAGGCGCUGGACAGGAAGGCCCAGACCUUGGAGCUGGAAGCAAAGCAGUAUACUUUGGAGUUCUACCGCAGCAUCAGGAGAGAGAACCGGGAGUUACAGAAGAAAUUACUGCAGCAAACUCAGCAGUGCCAGGACUUACAGGCUAUUAAAAGCCAGUUAAAAAAUCAGAAGCAGCAGCUGCAGCAGGAACAGUGGUAUGUGCAGUGCUUGAUCCGGGGGAGGCAACGAAUGCAAAGGAGGCAUAACUGGUGCCCAAGACAGGAUGCUCCCAAGGACCACAGCGCCCCCUGAGUAUCAAACCAAGGAUUAAUCCAAAGCAGUUCCUAAAAUAACAGAUUAAAUAAGGACUGGAGUGAAUAUUCUUAUGUGCUGUAUACACCUGGUUAGGAAAGCUUUGGCAUCUCAGAAUGCUAUGGUAAAACAUCCUCGUGAUGUGUUUAGUGGGAAAGAUUAGGUGCGUUCUUCCAGCAGUACUGCUAGAUAUUUGUGCCACCAGCUUCCCUUAAUUAGGUUUUUCCUUAAUUAGAUCUUGUAAUAAAUGGGAUGUUCCUCAAAUCUCCAGAUAACAUAAUACCAUUUCCCAAACACAAGUACCUUAAACUAGCUCAAGAAAACCACCUUGAGGUAGUGAAAGGAAAACAGUUGUGUGAUUUAUUUCAUCUAAGUAAGUUAGAUUUCUAAGAAUAGCAUUUCAGACUGGAUUUGUAUAGUGCCCCUGCUCUGUAAACCACCAGUUAUCCUUAUGCCUCUUGGCCAGCUGCACACAAAGAAGGCCAAGUGCUUUUAAAAAAGCUCUUUUGCAAGUCUGCACCAGGGGCCAGGCAGCGGCUCCUUCUAUGGUUUUGUCAAGAGU